Molecule: messenger RNA, 1992 nt
Organism: Penicillium riverlandense
Lineage: Eukaryota; Fungi; Ascomycota; Eurotiomycetes; Eurotiales; Aspergillaceae
Product: Zn(II)2Cys6 transcription factor domain-containing protein
Exons: 5
Coding region: 1-1992 (663 amino acids)
Biological process (GO): regulation of DNA-templated transcription
Molecular function (GO): DNA-binding transcription factor activity, RNA polymerase II-specific; zinc ion binding
Source: RefSeq, a predicted model, not a curated record
AUGGUGUUGAUCCUGGCCGCCCCAAAUCUCAUCCAGACAACGUCUUCUUCCAUCGACGGCCUUAUCGCCAUGCAUACCGAUGGGAGGUACCGCCGAAAACAGUUUUCCAGUUGUGAUGCCUGUCGCAAGUCUCGCGUCUCAUGCGAUGCCCUUCGCCGGUCUGCCAGGGGUCUGGCUACCUGCACCCGAUGUGCAAGCCGCGGUCUACGUUGCAGUUUUGAUUGGAUGAGAAGAAUCCCCCCUGGUUCAGAAGACCCAUCGGAGCGUUGGAACGAAGUCUCGUCGCCUCCCUCAACUCGCUCAGCUGGCCAAGUGAUUGAUCUCAGCUUGAGCCCAAAGCAGCCAAGCCCAAUUCACAUCUCUGAUUCCAGAUCUGACCAGCAAGCGGAUAGUCACGACUUCCAUGAGACUUCUCUGACAUCCAGGCGAAUGCCAAUUUUGAGCACAGAUGUAGCGGAUUGGCUACAAACGAUGUACGAAGAUGGCUUCGAGGCUGUGUUUGGCUCGUGGCUGGGGAACUACAGUUGCCCAUUCGCCUUUGGCGAGCAUGGGUGCUUAGAAGACAGUCCUAGGGAACAUCCCACGCUCUCGUUGGCUGUUAGCAUUUCCUCUCUCUGCCGGCAAUUCGAUCAAUUGAUGAUUGAUUUGGAGACUCAAGGCUCACAGGGGCCGAGCAGCCAGCGUCUCACACAGGCAGAGAUUGAGAAAGAGCGGCAAAUUGACCACACUUUAAACCAAGCUAUAAAAACCUUUUCUGCUCGAUGGCUACCUCUUACAUUCGACUCAUCUUUCCACAAAGAGGCGCAGACACAGCUAAUUCAUAGCCUCUGGCGCGACCUGCGGAGGGAGUUACCCAAAGCCAUGAAUCGACCCUGCUAUCGAUCGAUGUUGAGUUUGUAUCUGUUUUCUAUGGUACCGGUACCUGUCGGUAUAUCAGAGGACGAAGAGGAAAACGGCAUUCCAGCUCAGGUUUGUGUUCAGGCCGCCUUGCAGCAAGUUCAAUACCUUCGGGCUCGGCAAAGAAGCUUGGAGUUCAAUGGCUCCAAAGUCUCGCUUCUGUCCGACCAAGCAGCGGUGGUUUCGUCUCCAGAUCGAAUGCGAACAGACUUCAUGACCAUGGAAAAUAUGAUAUACUGGGCCGCCCUGACAUUUGAAACGUCAUCAUCUCUUACACUCAACACCAAGUCGCAACUUUCAUCUGGACUCCUAGGGUGGGAGCUGGAAGCAUCUUGGCGAAUGGUCAAAACAUGUACCGACAUUUUUCACGACCAAUCGGAGAACUGGCGUUCCCAUGGAGUUAUGGUUACAGAAGAGACUGCAAAUCAGAUCAUCGCGGCUGCACAAGCUUUCAAACUCCGUCUGUGGAAGGUUGGAGCGAUUCUCAAGGAGGCUCUGAGGGAAGGUCAUGAGGAGAAGGCUGUGCAACAUGCAUAUACCUGUGCGGUCGACACGAUCAAUCAGUUCAACUUUACAUAUCGGCCUCUGUUGGCAAUGUGUGAACGACGUCUCCAAUUUUUGGGUCAGCAUACGAAGCUUCGCUGGUAUGAACUCAUGCUGCAUCAUAAUCUGUGCAUCUUAAUAAUUAUCGACGCCAUUGAAAUUGCAAGACGCAAUGAUAUCCUGGACCGCAUGACCAGUAUAAGGUCCGAAGCGGAGGGCAGUCUAAUGAACUGCCUGAAAUUUGGACUGAGCAAUCAAUUCACCAUAGCACAGCGACAUGGAGAAGCACAAAGCAGUAACCGCACAUUUCCUCUUAUCGCCAUUGACCCCUAUCCUCACCACGUCGUGGCGGGAGUGCAGCUGCUGUGGAAAGGUAUUGAACGUGAUGUGGAUAGCAGCAAUCUCGAACAAGGGAUCUGUAAGGAUCUUCAGUCAAUUCUGCUACAGACACUGGAACUGCUGCCUCAAACCUCAAAGUCAAUCCGCAAGGCUACUGAGCAGGCCCGGUUGACUUUAGUUCGACAUGAGUAUGACCGUGUUGUGUUACUCUAA